Messenger RNA from Momordica charantia (bitter melon), 803 nucleotides. RefSeq lists its product as uncharacterized. NCBI's taxonomy places the organism in Eukaryota, Viridiplantae, Streptophyta, Magnoliopsida, Cucurbitales, Cucurbitaceae. The record is from RefSeq and is a predicted model, not a curated record.
UAGGCAAUUCCGAAGCGAAGGGGCGUUUUGGGCAUUUAGAAAGUUGAGAGGUCCAUAAGAAAGAGAAACCCUAAAAUUGGUGGGCAGAGGCAGACGCAGACGCAGCCAGAGCAAAACAGAGCGCGGGGAGGGGACUCAUCGGAGAGAAGAACAAGAAAUAUGGCGAAGUCCAUGAGAUCCAAGAGAGAGAAGAGGCUGAGAGCUAUCAGGAGAGAGAUGGUUGAACCCUUCUACGACAAUAAAGACGCUGCCAAGCUCGCUGCUCAACAGGCUGCUCUUGCUGCACCUAAGCUUCCUGUGCGUCCCUCUCCUUUCACCUCCGAUGCCUCUACCACCGACGUUGCGCCAGCAUCUACUUCCACCACUUCCCACGCUCCUAUGGCUAUGGAUGUGGAGUUGGAUGAUCCCAGUCAAAGCAUGAAGAUGAAGCCUGUUGGUGGAAUUGGAAAGAAAUCCGGAAGAAAAUUCAAGGUUGGUAAGGCCAAGCGCCGGGGUAAGUGCAGGAUCAAGAGGAACCGCCACAUUUAAUCCCUGGUAGAUAUAUCCCGUGGCCAGUAGAAAUAGAUGGAAAGUCCGAUGGAAUGGUUAUGAUAUUGUAUUUUAUUUUAGUGUCAUUUGUCACUAUUGAAAUUUUGGAGUAGGCCAAGUCCAGAGAUAUAAUCUUUUUUGACUCGAAGGUAAUUGGCCUGUUAACUCACGUCUCUACGUGACUAGCCUUUGCCCUCGAAGCUGCUGCGGCUAUUUUUAAUUUGAGUUAAAUUUUGAAUUAUAUGCUUACCCGAUUAUAAUCUUUGUGUUUACAA